Erigeron canadensis is the source of this 2716-nucleotide messenger RNA. RefSeq names its product delta-1-pyrroline-5-carboxylate synthase. The coding region runs from base 187 to 2340 and encodes 717 amino acids. The transcript is spliced from 20 exons. Gene Ontology annotation, cellular component: cytoplasm. The record is from RefSeq and is a predicted model, not a curated record. Lineage: Eukaryota; Viridiplantae; Streptophyta; Magnoliopsida; Asterales; Asteraceae. Gene Ontology annotation, molecular function: glutamate-5-semialdehyde dehydrogenase (NADP+) activity; glutamate 5-kinase activity; ATP binding.
GAAUUCAGGAAUCCUACGAUCACAUUAAUAAAGUGAUUAGUCGUACACGAGUUUCCUCAUACCUCCUCCCAUCAUUCCCAUUCCUCGACACCAGCCACAAAUUAACACACACACACACACACUCAACACACAGUAGUGUGUUUAAUAUAUAUAUAUACACAUAUUUUUCAAGCUUCUUGGUCAAUAAUGGAAGGAAUCGAUCCAACCCGAUGUUUCCUUAAAGAUGUUAGACGUAUUGUUAUAAAGGUUGGGACGGCUGUUGUUACUCGAGAUGAUGGAAGGCUUGCACUGGGAAGAUUAGGAGCACUUUGUGAGCAGAUUCAAGCACUAAAUUCUCAAGGAUUUGAGGUUAUCUUGGUGUCGUCUGGUGCUGUUGGAGUUGGUCGCCAACGACUUAGAUACAGAAAGCUAAUUAACAGCAGUUUUGCGGAUCUCCAGAAACCGCAAGCUGAACUUGAUGGCAAGGCAUGCGCAGCUGUUGGACAAAAUGGUCUUAUGGCACUUUAUGAUACAUUGUUUAGCCAGCUGGAUGUAACAUCAGCUCAGCUUCUCGUCACUGAUAAUGACUUCAGGAGUCCAGAAUUUAGGAAACAACUUACUGAAACAGUUGAUUCGUUGCUAGAUUUGAAAGUCAUUCCGAUAUUUAAUGAGAAUGAUUCCAUUAGCACCCGCAGAGCUCCAUAUGAGGAUUCUUCUGGAAUAUUCUGGGAUAAUGACAGUUUAGCAGCCCUACUGGCUUUGGAGUUAAAAGCCGACCUUCUUGUUCUGUUAAGUGAUGUAGACGGUCUCUAUAGUGGCCCUCCCAGUGAUCCUCAGUCGAAACUAAUCUAUACAUACAUCAAGGAAAAACUGGAAAAUACAAUUACAUUUGGUGACAAGUCUAGGCUUGGAAGAGGUGGUAUGACUGCUAAAGUAAAAGCUGCUGUUUAUGCUUCUGAUGCUGGAAUCCCGGUUGUUAUCACCAGUGGCUUUGCUGGCGACAAUAUCGUACGAGUUCUUAGAGGACAGCGUAUUGGUACGUUAUUCCAUAGAGAGGCUCAUACAUGGGUUCCAAGUCAAGAGCUAAAUGCUCGUGAAAUGGCAGUUGCAGCAAGAGAAAGUUCCAGGCUUCUUCAGGCCAUGCCUGCAGAAGAGAGGAGUAAAAUUUUGCUAGCUAUAGCUGAUGCACUGGAGGCAAAUGAGAAAAGUAUUGCUCAUGAAAAUGAUGCUGAUGUAGCUGCUGCACAAGAAGAAGGAUAUGAAUCAUCAUUAAUCUCUCGGUUGGCUCUCAAACCCGGAAAGGUCUCAAGUCUUGCAAAAGCAAUACGUAUACUGGCAAAGAUGGAAGAGCCAAUCGGCCAAGUACUAAAGAGAACAGAGCUUUCAGACGGAUUCAUCUUAGAGAAGAUGUCGUCUCCCUUGGGUGUCCUUCUUGUUAUCUUUGAGUCUCGGCCUGAGGCACUAGUUCAGAUAGCAUCGUUAGCCAUCAGAACUGGGAAUGGGCUCUUACUAAAAGGGGGAAAGGAAGCAAAACGUUCUAAUGCAAUCUUGCACAAGAUUAUUACUUCAUGCAUUCCAGCAACAGUUGGUAAAGGGUUAAUUGGGCUCGUGACUUCUAGAGAAGAGAUUCCUGAAUUACUCAAGCUUGAUGAUGUUAUCGAUCUUGUGAUUCCAAGAGGAAGCAAUGAACUAGUUUAUCAAAUAAAGUCUGCAACGCAAAUUCCUGUUCUUGGACAUGCCGAUGGGAUUUGCCAUGUCUAUGUUGACAAAUCUGCUGACAUGGAAAAAGCAAAAAACAUAGUUUUGGAUGCAAAAACAGAUUACCCGGCUGCUUGUAAUGCUAUGGAAACACUUCUUGUUCAUGUGGAGUUGAUGGAGAAUGGUGGAGUUAAUGAGCUUCUCAUUGAACUUCAAACUAAAGGUGUCAGCAUAAAUGGGGGUCCAAGGGCAUGCACAUUGCUUAACCUUCCACCAGCGCCAUCAUUUCAUCAUGAAUACAGUUCAUUGACUUGCACUAUUGAAAUUGUGGAUGAUGUUCAAGCUGCCAUUGAUCAUAUACACAAGCAUGGAAGUGCGCAUACUGAUUGCAUUGUAACAGAAGACCCGGAAGCUGCAAACAUAUUUCUACGUCAAGUUGACAGUGCUGCUGUAUUUCAUAAUGCGAGCACAAGAUUUAGUGAUGGAUUUCGUUUUGGACUUGGUGCAGAGGUUGGUAUAAGUACAAGCAGAAUUCAUGCUCGCGGGCCUGUAGGUGUCGAAGGAUUAUUAACAACACGAUGGAUUGCAAGAGGAAAUGGCCACGUGGUGGACAAUGAUAAAGGUGUCGUGUAUACUCACAAAGACCUGACUUUGCAAGCUUAAGAUACUGGCUCGAGUAUCAUCAACUUGAAGGUGCUCUAGAUGAUGAGCCAUAACCUUACCAAAGUCAACCAAAGUCAAAGGAAGCUAGCUAGCAACAUUACUCGUAUCUUUGUCUGCCUAUAUGUUGUACAAUUACAUAUAUAACACCAGCUUUAUAUGUGUUUGUGACGUAAGCAAACCAGGCUGUGGACAAAUACUAUUCUAUCUAAUAAGUAUUUCAAAUUGUUUAGCUAAAUGAGAGUGUGGGAGAAUUAGAAGUGGCUGUUAAUUGUUUCAUGUAAUCAAAUAAUACUACUAGAUGCAUUGCAUUAUCCUAGUUUAAGUUUAUUAGGAAGAAGUUUAGACUUUUGAUAUCUAAAUGUACUGCUUAUAACUA